This is a messenger RNA of Monoraphidium neglectum, 579 nucleotides long. RefSeq lists its product as hypothetical. The transcript is spliced from 2 exons. Lineage: Eukaryota; Viridiplantae; Chlorophyta; Chlorophyceae; Sphaeropleales; Selenastraceae. The record is from RefSeq and is a predicted model, not a curated record. The coding region runs from base 1 to 579 and encodes 192 amino acids.
AUGCCAGGUUCUCACAGCCUCCCCACAGGCCUCAACAACCUCGAAUACCCGCUGCUUGUGUGUGGACCCCCCGCCCCGGCCGAGGACACCAUCGCGCUGCUGGAGCGCCUGGCUGCUGCUGGCUACGCAAUUGUCCCCGCCAACGAGUUCCCGCCGCGCAUCGCCUUCACGCGCCGCGGCCUGCGCGCCGUCAUGAUUGGCAUCCGCUCUGCCGAGAGCACCCUGAAGCUGCUGCAGGCGCGCGAGAACAUGAUUGCCAAGAAAGACCGCGUGCUGGCCAAGCUUCUUAUGGUGGGCAACACCCCGGCCUUCUUCCUGUCCCCGGCAAGCAACAAGGCCCUCGGCGAGUCGGUGCUGCUCACUGACGGGGAGAGGGCGCCGCGGCUGGACGACCCCCGCAUCAGCGAAGUCAUGAUCAAGGCCCUCUUGAACAACAAGACCUACACGCAGGCACUGGAGGCCUUCUUCCCGCAGCUGCACCCCCUCCAGAAGGAGACCCGCGAAUCGGACGAGCGGCGCCCCGGCCAAAAACGCAACCGGCCGGAUGCUGCGAGCGGCAGGGACCAGGCUGGCGCCUGA